Molecule: messenger RNA, 2317 nt
Organism: Loxodonta africana (African savanna elephant)
Lineage: Eukaryota; Metazoa; Chordata; Mammalia; Proboscidea; Elephantidae
Gene: TMEM174
Product: transmembrane protein 174
Exons: 2
Coding region: 916-1650 (244 amino acids)
Source: RefSeq, a predicted model, not a curated record
GGAGAGAGAUGCUGAUGAAGAGUGAGCUAAUUAAAUCAGGUGGACACUAGAGAGUGUGUUGGCAACUCUCGACUGGAGGGGGGAUGGGAAGAUAGAGAGAGAGGGAAGACGGCAAAAUUGGCACGAAACGAGAGACUGUAAGGGCUGACUCAAUAGGGGGAGAGCAAGUGGGAGAAGGGAGUAAGAUGUAUGUAAACUUACAUGUGACAGACUGAUUGGAAUGGUAAAUGUUCACUUGAAGCUUAAUAAAAAUUAAUUUAAAAAAAUUUUUUAAAUUAAAUAAAUAAAUAAAGUGGCCCAGGUGAUUUUUAUCAUCAGGAAAAUUUGGGAAGCCCUGAUUUAGGGCAAAAGAGCAGUUUUUUUCCUGGAUCAUUCGCUGAAUGGCGAAAGGGAACUGAUAUACUAUGCAACCACUAAAGAUAAAACCUGACUAGAAAAGGAAGAGGGCUAGAGUUAUGAUUUUAUGGAGGAGGAAAUUCUUGGGGGCUGUUUUGAAGUUCUGUAGUUAUGAUUCACAGGGCUGGAUUACCCAGUGAGCAAAGUACUUGUGCGUACAUACUAAACGGCAGUGCACCAUUUCAUGUGUGUGCCUUGCUUAUUGGGUAAUCCAGCCCUCCUAGUGCUGGUAGCACAAAAGAUGGGCUCAAUAAAUAUUUGUGAAUCAGAGAGAUGGGCUGUCACUGAAUUGUGAGACAGAUACCUUCAGUUGCUGACAAUAAGAAAACUUCAGGCUUCAUUUCUCAGACCUUUAUUCUUGUAAACAAAGUUCAGCCCUCUGCAUGUUAUACUCUGUUAACCACAGAAGCCCAAAGUUCUUCUAUAACUAAUCUGAACUCGGGCUUCCUUUCCUCCGGUGCUUAGCUGCUCUCACAAUCCCUUUGCCUUCUAAUAAGCAGGGUGGGCUUGUGAGAAACAAUGGAGCAGGGCAGCAGCCGCGUGGAAGACUUCCCUCUCAACGUGUUUUCUGUCACCCCUUACACACACAAUACUGCUGACAUCCAGGUGUCAGACGAUGACAAGGCAGGUGCCACCCUGCUCUUCUCAGGUGUGUUCCUGGGACUGGUGGGGAUCACGUUCACCGUCAUGGGUUGGAUCAAAUACCAAGGUGUAUCUCACUUUGAAUGGACCCAGCUCCUCGGGCCCAUCCUGCUGUCAGUUGGGGUGACGUUCGUCCUGAUUGCUGUGUGCAAGUUCAAAAUGCUCUCCUGCCAAUUGUGCAAAGAAAGUGAGGAAAGGAUCCUGGACUCAGAACAGACACCAGGUGGACAAUCAUUUGUUUUUACUGGCAUCAACCAACCCAUCACCUUCCAUGGGGCCACUGUGGUACAGUAUAUCCCUCCUCCUUACGGUUCUCAGGAGCCCAUUGGGAUGAACACCGCCUACCUGCAGCCAGUGGUGAACCCAUGUGGUCUUAUACCCUCUGGAGGGGCAGUGGCCGCCAUGCCAAGUCCUCCUCAGUACUGCACCAUCUACCCUCAGGAUAAUGCUGCAUUUGUUGAGGAGGAGGAGGACUACUCUUCUUACGUGGAUGGUGGGAAUGACAGGUCAAGUGCUUAUGUGGACCAGCUUGAAGAGACACAGCUGGAAGAUGAAGACUGUGCCUGCUUCUCUCCUCCCCCAUAUGAGGAAAUAUACUCUGUCCCUCGCUAGAGACUACAGUGCUAAGGGAGCAGUCAUUUUAGUCAUUGUUACCUGACAGCUGAGUGGCUCUAUGCUGUGACCUUCAGAAGUUAGACAGCUGAGCCACCCAGGCAGACACCAUUCAAGUAUUGGGGGUAGGGGUACAAUGGAACUGGGAGGUAAUGACUCAGUUUAACAAAACUUCCACCGGGAUGGGGAAAUUCCCUUCCAGUACAGUGUCUAAUCCCCUCAUGAAACAAAUCCCUUGAGUAAAGUUCAGGAGCAGGAAAUGUCACCUGUUUAUCCACUCACCCCCUUCUCUAUAGGAAGGCACUUGUGUCUCAGUGUUAAUUAACGUCAACAGCCAAGAGAAAGAUCACCUUUCUGAGACCUCAGGAGUUUCCAUAGUGGUGAGGGUGCGGGUUGCAGGAAGCUGGGAAGCAAAAAUAGGCCCAAAUGGAGAUUUCCCAGUGCCUGCCCUCAGCCCCAAAUGGGACUUGCAUAUCCCUGAAGACUUGGUUGCCAUCUAGUGUCCCUUGAGGACUCUGGGUAUCUAAGGGCAGCAAUAAAUAAAUACAAAACAAAUUAAAUUAAACAAAAUAGUAUCCUCUAUUCAAAUAGUAUUAGAUAGCUGGCUAAAUCACCCAAAAUAAAAAUACUAGGACCAUGAUGUGAACAAAUCCAUAAGUGAUCCUUG